AUGCCGGCCAUAUCAGCCAUGCCUUCAAGUGCCGUCUUCAAGUUCUUCGGCCUCGCUCUGGCUUUUGUGUUUUGCGUCCCAUUUCCGGUUAGGCAUUCAUUCGGGGAGGAUGAUGACCUGGAGACAGAUUCUGAUGACCUGGAGACAGAUUCUGAUGACCUGGAGCCAGAUUUCCCAGAAAUAAACACAGCUGCCGGGCUGAAUCUCUUUGAAGGAGACAUUGUACUGCCUAGAGGACGUAGUGCAUUAAAAGAUGAGAAAUAUCGAUGGAAACUUCCCAUUCCCUUCAUCCUGCACAACAACCUCGAUCUAAAUGCCAAAGGGGUGAUACUUAAAGUGUUCGAAGGAUUCAGCUUGAAGACGUGUAUACAAUUUAAACCUUAUGAAGGAGAGAGGUCAUAUUUAAUAUUUCAAAAAUUAAAGGGGUGCUCGUCCACAGUGGGAAAUGUACAUCAAGUCCAGAAUGUCUCUAUUGGUGCAAAAUGUGAUCGCAAAGGCAUUGUGACACAUGAAACCUUACAUGCUCUAGGGCUGUAUCACGAACAGGCAAGGAUAGACCGAGAUGAUUAUAUCAAAAUCUGGUGGGAUCACAUUCUUCCAGGAAAAACAAUCAACUACCAGAAAUACACAGUCCGUGCACGCAGCCAUGGCACUGACUUGAAUACUCCAUAUGAUUAUGAGUCCAUUAUGCAUUAUGGUCGAAUCUCAUUUUCUAAAAAUAAGAGUUUACCAACCAUCACAGCCAACGUACACAAAUUUGAUGGCAUUAUGGGUCAACGUCUGGAUUUCAGCAGCUCUGACAUCAAGCGGAUCAAUCAGAUGUAUAAUUGCACAAGGUCGCUUACGCUUCUGGACCAAUGCAAUUUUGAGUCUGCUGAUAUUUGUGGCCUGGUGCAGGAAAGGAGAGAUGGCGACUGGGAGUUCUACAAAGGAAGAGUGCAACUCCCAUAUUGAGGAUCAUGACCAAUUUCCCUCAGUGGAAAGUGUGGUGGCUACUUCAUGUUCUUCAACACUAGGUUUGGGAAGGCCGGAAAAACUGCCAUCUUGAAAUCUCGCAUUCUGCGCCCCAGGCGGAUGCAGCAAUGUCUCCAGUUCUUCUUUAAAAUGACAGGAAGCCCCAAGGAUAAGCUGGUCAUCUGGGCACAGAAGGAUGAUGGUUCUGGAACUGUUCGCAGUCUGGUUAAACUUCAAACUCUUCAAGGAGGAAGGAAGAAGAACUGGAAAAUUGCUCAUGUGCCACUAAAAGGUCAAAAAAAGUUCAGGUAUCUCUUCCAAGGUAAAAGUGGUGGCUCCAAAACCUCAUCUGGAGGAAUUCUCAUCGAUGAUAUCACCCUCACUGAAACUCUGUGCCCAAAUGCUGUGUGGCAUGUAGAUAACAUCUCUCAACUUCUUGACACCGCUGCUCUGAACUACACCCUGAAGAGCCCCCGUUUUUAUAGCCCUGAAGGUUAUGCUUACCGUCUGACUUUGAGUCCCAGAGUCUUGGUUGGCAAAAAGUCUAAAAAGUACAUUGAAAUUUCUUUUCACUUGACCAGUGGAGAGCAUGACGGCGCCCUUGAAUGGCCAGCAAUAAACAGACAGGCUACCAUCACUGUGCUGGACCAAGACACUGAUGUCAUGAAGCGGAUGUCCAUAGAAAAGAGUUUCCCCAACACUGACUUGGAAAACUUACAUGUGCUAAUGAGCUACAUGUACGUUUCACUCAUUGGGCCAUUGUCCCCAACAGCGCAGGGCAAGAAAUGGGUGGACUCCCUUCUCAGAAAAAAUAUUUCCAAGUGGGAAAACCCCUCGACUGUUGGAAAAUUUGAUCCUGAAUGUAAAUGUAAGAGGGGUAAAAGUUGGGCAUUGAAAAAAUUUGCUACGCAUGAAAAGUUGAGACGAAAGAAUUAUUUAAAAAAUGACGUCCUUAUUAUCCUCGUAGACUUUGAAGAUAUAACCUAUCUCAAGGACAGUGAAGCUCACAUUCUGGAAGCCUGGAACAUGAAUCAUGAUCUUCCCCUGGCCCAGAGGAAAAGACUGGCGCACCGGGUGACCCAAACCGUGUGACCCAAAAUGAUGGCAUCUCUUUCAAUGUCCAAGGGAAUGCAAGGUGCAGGGCAUGGAUUCCAAACAUUUUACCAUUUUGGUCGCUCUCCUCUGGACUCUGGAUCUUGUCAAUAUAUAGUUUGGUAUAUGCUGGAUUGUUAUUCAGCACUAAACUGUGUGUGGAUGCACUGAUUUGUUCUCGCUUGAGAUUGAAGUUUUUAUUCAA
This is a messenger RNA of Sphaerodactylus townsendi, 2251 nucleotides long. RefSeq names its product meprin A subunit alpha-like. Gene Ontology annotation, molecular function: zinc ion binding; protein binding; metalloendopeptidase activity. The record is from RefSeq and is a predicted model, not a curated record. Gene Ontology annotation, cellular component: membrane. Lineage: Eukaryota; Metazoa; Chordata; Lepidosauria; Squamata; Sphaerodactylidae. Gene Ontology annotation, biological process: proteolysis.